CGUUCCCUUUGGCCCGAGUCCUCUGCAUCCAUGGCGCUGCCGGCCAGGCUGGUGCCCCUGUGCUGCUUGGCACUUUUGGCGCUGCCCGCUCAGAGCUGCGGGCCCGGCCGGGGGCCGGUUGGCCGGCGCCGCUACGUGCGCAAGCAGCUCGUGCCGUUGCUCUACAAGCAAUUUGUGCCCAGCGUGCCCGAGCGGACCCUGGGCGCCAGUGGGCCUGCCGAGGGGAGAGUGGCAAGGGGCUCUGAGCGCUUCCGGGAUCUGGUGCCCAACUACAACCCCGACAUCAUCUUCAAGGAUGAGGAGAAUAGUGGUGCAGACCGCCUGAUGACCGAGCGCUGUAAGGAGCGGGUGAACGCGCUGGCCAUUGCCGUGAUGAAUAUGUGGCCCGGAGUGCGCCUGCGGGUGACCGAGGGCUGGGACGAGGACGGCCACCAUGCUCAGGACUCUCUCCACUACGAAGGUCGUGCCUUGGACAUCACCACGUCUGACCGCGACCGCAAUAAGUAUGGGUUGCUGGCGCGCCUGGCAGUGGAAGCCGGCUUCGACUGGGUCUACUACGAGUCCCGCAACCACGUCCACGUGUCGGUCAAAGCCGAUAACUCCCUGGCCGUCAGGGCAGGCGGCUGCUUUCCGGGAAAUGCCACCGUGCGCCUGCGGAGCGGCGAGCGGAAGGGGCUUCGAGAACUGCACCGCGGUGACUGGGUGUUGGCGGCAGACGCGGCAGGCCGGGUGGUGCCCACGCCCGUUCUGCUCUUCCUGGACCGGGACUUGCAGCGCCGGGCCUCCUUCGUGGCUGUGGAGACCGAGCGGCCCCCGCGCAAGCUGUUGCUCACGCCUUGGCACCUGGUGUUCGCUGCUCGAGGGCCCGCUCCCGCGCCGGGCGACUUUGCGCCGGUGUUCGCGCGCCGGCUGCGCGCGGGGGACUCGGUGCUGGCGCCCGGCGGGGACGCGCUCCGGCCGGCGCGCGUGGCCCGCGUGGCGCGCGAGGAGGCCGUGGGCGUGUUCGCGCCACUCACAGCACACGGGACGCUGCUGGUCAACGACGUCCUGGCCUCGUGCUAUGCGGUUCUGGAGAGUCACCAGUGGGCACACCGCGCCUUCGCUCCUUUGCGCCUGCUGCAUGCGCUGGGGGCGCUGCUUCCGGGCGGGGCAGUCCAGCCCACCGGCAUGCACUGGUACUCUCGGUUCCUCUAUCGCUUGGCGGAGGAGCUACUGGGCUGAAUGCGUCCGGCGUAGAAACCUCGAGGCGCCUGCGGAAACCGGCCGUGUGGCCUGAGAUCUGGGGGUGUGGGCAACAGAGGAUGGUGACUCGGGAAGGCAGGGAGGAGGGGAUAGGGAGAAAAAUGGACGCGAGACCGGACUGCUUGGUUUAGGGGCAACCUCCACCGGAGCGGAGAGGAGAUCCCUGGCCCUAGGUAGUUGGGGUCGAUGGUGGAUACUCCUUGAAGAGGACUAUUUCACCUCUUUUUCCCGAGUGCCUCAGCCCCAACCAAUUAUUUUAUUUUAUUUUCUAUUUAUAAAUUGUAAUAUAAUGA
This is a messenger RNA of Neogale vison (American mink), 1535 nucleotides long. It is a transcript of the gene DHH, whose product is annotated as desert hedgehog signaling molecule. The record is from RefSeq and is a predicted model, not a curated record. The transcript is spliced from 3 exons. Gene Ontology annotation, molecular function: calcium ion binding; patched binding. Bases 31 to 1221 code for a protein of 396 amino acids. Gene Ontology annotation, biological process: cell fate specification; multicellular organism development; smoothened signaling pathway. Lineage: Eukaryota; Metazoa; Chordata; Mammalia; Carnivora; Mustelidae.